GCACUUCCAGUCACUCGGGCAGGUGCUGGCCUCCGACGGCACGUCCCUUCUUUACAGGGUUUAUAGGGGGUGUGACUGCGGCGUCCAGAGCUCCUCGGCCGUUUUCCUCCAUGUUCGACUCGUUAAUUAUUCAAGCAAACAGAAAGUGCAUGCAGCCGUGCGUCCACACAAUGCGCGGUUUCAAAGUGCGGUGGAGGAGGUCCUCCCUGCCCGGAUCUAAUCACCUGUUAGCGCAGGACUUUCCCCACACCAGCCGCCAUCGUUUCCCGGUGGGAAAAACUAAGCAUUGACUUAAAAACUCCCACCAUUAGUAAAACUCGCGGAAAGUGUUACCGACUGCAUGAUGGAGAGACUAGAUUCACAGAAAUCCCCGAAACGGUCCCCCCUGGAUCUGAUCAUGAACCAGAUCCGCAGGAAGAAGUCCUUCAGCGAGCGUUUACAGAAGCCGUCUGUCUCCCGGUUCUUCCGCCCCUUUGAAAGCGAGGAUAGGAAGGAGUCCGGCGUCUCUGAGGAGGGAGAGGACAAGGAGGAUGUGCCCCCCGGGACAGGGGAGAGCGAGUCCUUAGAGACAGAGACGGGCUCCGUGGUGGGCUGGGGGCGCGUCAGACAGUUCGUGCAGAAGAUGGGGAGGCAGCCGGACAGCCAGAACCUGAGCCUGAGCCACUGUGACCUGACAGCCACCGACGUGGUGGAGCUGGCCACCCUGCUGCCCUUCCUGAGUAGCCUGGAUGAGAUGGACCUCUCUUGGAAUGACCUGAUUGGAGGGUCGCUGAAGGCGCUGACCUUUCACCUCCAGCACGUGUGCAGGCUGAGGGCGCUGAGACUGAGUGGCUGCAGGCUGAGCCCUCAGGACCUUGCUGCCCUGGGGGAGACCCUGGAAGAGCUCCCCCUGCUGGAGGUACUGGAUCUGUCCUGGAACGCUGGGCUGGGGGGCCACCUGCAGCUCCUGGCCACUCAACUCCGCUCUGGCUGCCGGUUGAAGGAGCUCCACCUAGUGGACUGUGGGCUCACUGCGGCAGAUGUGGGCGCCGUGGGUGCUAUGCUAUCCAGGCUUACGGGCUUGGAGCUGCUGGACCUGUCCACAAACCAGCUUUUGGGAGGGGCCUUUGGGGACUUGGUCCCCCAGCUGCAGGACGCCCCGGGCUUGCGGGUUCUGCGGCUUCGGGGGUGUGGACUGGGGACCAAGGACCUGGAGAUGCUGGGUGGUGUGCUCCAGUUCCUCCCCACCCUGCAGGAGUUGGAUCUGUCUUGUAACAGGGGGGUGUCUGGGGGGCUGGCCCAUUUGGGGGCCCAGCUGGGGGGCCUCGCACAGCUGUGCUGCCUGGAUGUGCACGAUUGCUGUCUGACAGAGGAGGAUGUGCAGGUUUUGGUUCAGGCACUCCCUUCCCUCUCUGACAUCACCAUGCUGGAUUUAUCCUCCAAUAAGAUGCUUGGGGGCGUGACCCAGCAGCUCUUUGCCGGCUUCCCAUUGGGAAACGUGAAGAGGCUUAACCUAAGUAGCUGCUGUCUCACAGAGGAGACCUACCUGGCUCUCGCCAUGGCAGUGCACUGUCUUCCCCUGCUGGAGGCCCUGAACCUGUCAUGGAACAAGUGUGUGGGGGGGAAGCUGAACUCACUGCUGGAGGCCCUGCCCACUAGCGCCGCCCUGCUGGAGAUGAGGCUAAGCAGCUGCGGCCUGACGGCGGAGGACGUGCUGCAACUGGCAUCUUUGGCAAAUCGCCAGGCCCUGAGUCACCUGAGGCAGCUGGACUUGUCCUACAAUGGCGGUGUGGGCGGGGCAGGAUGGCUGCCUCUCUUCCAAUCACUGGGGAGCCUGGUGGCGCUAACAGAGCUGGACGUCAGCCUGCGGCCCUCGGAUGCCGCCCCCGCCUCUGCCUGGCUGUCUGCCCUGCUGAAUGCCACGCCACGGCCUCCCGCUCUGCAGGUGGCGGCCUUGCGCCACUGGAGCCUCACCCCCCAUGACAAGAACAUGAUAGACAUUUUUUGCAAGGAUGCCGGAAAGAGCAUCUUCCUUGACUAUGACCCCUAGAGGUGGGAAUAUUGGCAGCGUUGGUGGGAUUAGUGAUGCGCUGACAUUGUUUGGUUGGUAGCUAAGUGGCGAUUCGUCAUGAUGCAGUCAAGAGGCAGAAUCAGCAUAAAUGAGAUAGGAGACUAACCAGCCUGUAAUUACAGCCUGUGUUUGGUCAUUCCUCAUUCUCUGACCCAAAUAAAUACCAAACACAUUUCAUCUUAUAAACCACAGAGAUUUUGGGAUCUGUACCAAAAAUGGCAAAGGUGGAUAAUUCUCAUCUCCUAAAGCUACAAAACCUUAACUGAGGUGUGUUGCCUUUGGUGAGUGAGCUGCUUUUAUCGGCUACUGACUGUGUGUAAUGCUGGCUGCUCUCUUUGCUCCUAUUUACUAAAAUGUCAGUUCUGUAGAGUGCCAGCCCAGGCCUAGUAAUAUGAUUGGUCAGACACCUCUUACAAAGAAUUCCUUGAAAAACACAACUUGUUUAGAUUUCAGUUAUUGUGUACCCUGUGAUGGGUUUGUGCCCCAUCAUGGAUUGUUCACCGCCUUGCGCCCUUAGCUUCCAGGAUAGGCUCCAGACCCCCCACGACCCUGAAUAGGGUAAGUGGUUAUAGAAAAUGGAUGGAAUUGUUUAUUGGGAUUCAGUUAAUCUGUGAGUAAAUUAAGUAUCGCACAACUUAUUGUUGAAUCACAGAAUGCUUUCAUGGUUUGUAUUUGUACAAGAUGUAGUGCUGUUUAAUAUUCAUGUUGCAUGAUGAUUUGUGACAUAUUUCUCAAUAGGAUUUAUAUAUUUGUUUUUACCUAGUGCGGGAUUUGGUAGUUUACCCUCUCUCUUAUUAACUAUAAUACUAUUUUCUGGUGUUUAUCACUCGGUAAGCUCUCAGGAAAUCUAUUUUCUAAACAAAUAUGGAAAUAGUUUUUAUUAUAGGCAUUUAAUAUAAUGUGGAUGAAGCACUGAUUAUGAACAUCUUCUAGAUAGGAAUAUAAAAACAUUAUUUAGGACAAUGUAUAUUUUGUUUGAGUAGAAUUGAGUGGUUUGGGGAGUCAUUAACGGGGGCCUUGGCAUGCAUCUUAAUGAGAGCCUCUCAUGCUCGGGUCAUCUAUCAGACAUGUAGCUCUGUGUCAUCUUGCAAUCCACUUUUGAUUUGUGAAGAUCGGUCUGUAGAUCGGUCUGCUUUCAACUGCCGCGAUCCGCAUAGCACCCGACCCCCACGGCUCCCCCUGCAGGUGGUGGGCCCACAGGAGGGCAGACCCUUGUUAUUCCCCUGGGCUAUGCCCACCCAGGCCACAAGGGUAGAAGGCAGAAGUGAGAGUAAUGGUUCAUAAGAAAUACGUUGUUCUGGAUUUUUUUUUAAAAUCCAAAACAGUUUAAGUUUUUAUGAGCUGCCGGAUAUCGCCUGCCGCACUGAAGAAAAUGACCUUUUGUGCUUCAAAGUUGUUAGACUAUGACUUCAUAUAGUCAUACAGUCAUACAAGUAACCGUGUCACAACCCAAUCUAUGUGACAACCAACAUACAGUCACAAGAAAAGCUACUGCAGACUCCUCACAAAUGCCAACACACAUAAACAGGUAAAUAUGAAAAAAAAUAAAUAUUUGCCCUUAGAUUUGGAGGGCUGACACAAACCAAAUACAUAUUGUUAAAAUAGGCUAAAACAGUUACACAAUUUUUAUCUUGCAAUUGCACUUUGUGGCAGAGUGGUGGCUCUGAGGCUAGGAAUCUGUGCCAGACAUCGGAAGGUUGCUGGUUCAAAUCCUGUGAAUUCCUGGAGUGAUCCUAUUCCAUUAGGCCCUUGAGCAAGGCCCCUAACCUGCAAUUGCUUCAUCCUGGGUAUGACAUUAAUCUAAAUACAGCCCUAUAAGGCGGUCAUCCAACUUACAGGGAAAUUCCGGGGUUGGUGGCAGUAUUGGCACUCCAGCCACUGGAAAAAAGCUCAUACUGGUCCAUUUGUACUAGUGUGGUGUGGAGGUAUCACUUGACGCAUGGCUGCACUCAGGUUCUCAUCCCUGAGGUGGUUUGUCGUGUGCUGGGUGCAGCAACACUGUCAGCGCAUGCUCCUUACCUCUAAUCCAGAUUUGGUAGCCGAUAAUUGGUCCAUGGAGGCUCCUGCCUUCGACUGCCACCUGAUCUGCAUAUCACCUGAUCCCACAGCUCCCCCUGCAGGUGGUGGGCCCACAGGAGGGCAGACCCUUGUUAUUCCUGCAGGCUAUGCCUGGCUGGGCCCCAAGGGUACAAGGCAGAAGUGAAAGUAAAGGUUCAUAUGAGUUCUGUUUGUUUUUUUUUUAAUCCUUUUGGAUUUUAAGUUUUUAUGGGCUGCUGAACCAAAAAAAAGAGCUUUUAAGCUUCCAAGUCAGAGUAUGACUCUGUCUCUAUUGCCUGCCACUUUAGUCUCCUUAAAGGCUGUAUCUCUCCCCCGUCUGUAAGUGAGUUUGUCAUUCACUGUUUUAUAACUCAUCCUCUAAGAGUGAAGGUGGGUGAUGAUGGCACGUCCGAGUGUGAAUAGCUUGCAGUAUUUUUGAUUAUUGGGAUUACUUAUCACAGUUUGACAUGCAUAAUACUUUGCAUUCUUUUUGACUAACUAUUGUUCAUAAUUCAUAUGCAAUAGUUUGUACUUAUUUGACUAUUAUUGCUUAUAUAUGUAAUUUUGUAUCACUUUUAAUAGUGUUUUUGAGCAAACCUAAGCGUGCCAGUUUGUUCCUUUGAGAGCCCUAUAUCCCUGUCACAUCAUUUUAACACAGUGCCAAAUGCAGCCAUGUAGAUGCAACUCAACUCCUGGUUGAACAUGAUGCUAAUAGUUUUUUUGCCCAUUAAUAUUAAAUUUAUUAACACUCAAUACAACUAUCAAUCAUAACCUGUUGUUUAAAAGGCUAGCCCCUUUUUUAAUUUAUGCAAUGGUUUAGUCUAUAGAGCAAAUGCGGUCAAGCUAUCCGCGUUUCACCGAAAAACACGGUCCAAAUCUUCCGUGCUUAAAAUGUGAGGUGCACGCAUAGAUGUAACAUUACGGUAUCAGCCGUACAUUACGCCAGAAAUCACUUGCUGUGAGCUACGUAUGCGUAUCCGUACACAGUUGUGUUGUUAACGUUAGUGCUGAUAUACUUGCGUCCGUAAUCUGUAGUGUGUACUCCUUACCACCAGGGGUCAGUGUCGAGGCCGCAAACCAAAUAAAUGAAUGAA
This is a messenger RNA of Brienomyrus brachyistius, 5181 nucleotides long. RefSeq names its product leucine-rich repeat-containing protein 31-like. NCBI's taxonomy places the organism in Eukaryota, Metazoa, Chordata, Actinopteri, Osteoglossiformes, Mormyridae. Gene Ontology annotation, molecular function: protein binding. The record is from RefSeq and is a predicted model, not a curated record.